GGGAGGGGCAGAAGUGACAGGAGGAGGGCGAAAAAAAAAAAGAUGAUGUUUGUUAGACAACAGUAUGAAAUGUUCCUCCUGAACCAAAUGAGCAGCUGCCCUGUUUUUAUUUGGUCUUGUUUUGAUGAUAUGACAACCGGCUACGUUUGAUAGCAGAGAAACCGCGUUCCAGCUGUCCUUGUGUGCAGGUCAGGUUGUCAGUCAGAGGAAGCCCUAAACUCAGGUAGGUAACGUUAGCUCGGGUUACGCCGCUUUGUCUUACUCAUCGUGAAAUAGUGCGUCGUGUUUGGAAAAGAAACGCUAAAAAUGUCCCUUAAUAUGUCGGCAAAAAAUCAGUUUUUGCCGACACUGUGUCAACUUAAACUAGCUCGGGGAGCUAACUCGGUGUUUUUAGGAACACAUCGUGAGUGACAGCCAAAGCGGCCAAUCGCGUUUUACUUUGAAUGCCGUCGCGAUGUGUGUGGCCAAUGGUGUUGAAGGGAAGGCGGGACUACGGGUCAAACUACCGUGCUCGAUGGAACUUCCACAACAGUGUAAUAGAUUUGUUUAUGCGACGCAGCCGAGCUGACGUUGGACAGGCUGAGACAUGGAAAAGACGACAGGUGGUGGAACUUACACGCUAAUAUUGAGGUUCAUAAGCGCGGGGGAACCGGGGACAAUGCUUUGAGCAGAUACUGUCAUUAAUAUUUCAGUUACACGUCAGUGCAGUCUGGCACAAAACACUAGAAGCACUGUGAAAUCUUGUUUAAUAUAGGAAACAACAAAGUUUUAUGACUGCCACACGUCUCUUGUUAACAAGAUGGACUUGGAAUAUGUUACAGAUUGGCUCCCAAAACAGUCAAUUAACAAUAUGUCUAUCUAUCUAUACACAUUUAAUUCAGCCUUAAGAGCACAGAAGCUCAAGCACCUAAAGCCAAAGUGCUGCAUGCACAUUUUACCUGCAUGCUCUCACAGUUAAAUCAGUCUGCUUUAUACCACUUUAUUCAUUUUAUUCCCCCCCACACAGUUUUUCUACUAGAACAUCAUGCAGGUGUAGAUGACAUCAUGUGACCCAAAUAUAUAAUCCGACUUUUUAAAACUCAAUAAAUAGUGUCUGUAUUUUAUACGAAAACACAAUCAAACUGAAUCAAAAUCUGAUCUACAGAACGCUACAGCGCGAGCAAUUUAUGUGUGAUUAAACAGGACAGUGAGAGGUUGUCUGACCCAUUUAAAGUUGUUAAGUUCUCAUUAAAACAGAAGUUUUACCGUGAAACCCAAUGUAACAAAUCAGCCAGAGGAAAUUAUAAUAACAGGAGGUAUAUAUAUUUCCAUCUCAAGCUCCAGAGCGAGUAGGUAGAUUUUGUAUAAAACCUGUGAUGAAUUGUUGAAUUUGCUAGUGGAUAGUGUGACCAAUAUGAUCCAUGACUCUCAAACAUUCUGCCUAGUGGUUUAUACGUUGCUUGAAGUACAGUGGACAUACAGUAAGAUUACAUGUACAGUGUUUUAGGUAUGAUAUUUUAUAUUAAUCAAUGAACAAAGUGUGAAGGAACUUCCACCAUGCCUGUAGACACUCUUUCUUGUACCGCACUCCAGCUCUUCGGCGAACGACCUGCCUUCUGCUACAGCCAAAUAUUCAACUCAGAUGUUGACUCGUUAGUCCAGAGCACCUGCUGGAAUUUUUCUGCACUCCAGUCCCUGUUUUCCUGUGCAUAGUUGAGUCUCUUGGCCUUGUUUACAUGUCUGAGGCUCUUUGGCCUCAAGUCUUCCAUGUACGCCACUUCUGACUAGACUUCUCUGGACAGUAGAUGCUGUACCAAGUGACUUUGAGUGAAUGUCUUCAUGAUUGGUGAUAAUUAGCACCUGUUUGGUAUGAUUGUUUAAUCAUACACCUGACGAUAUGCCUAUACCAUCCCUGACUUUGUGCCAGUGUACCUAGAAGAACUCAUGAUGUUUUGAAGGCAUAGGGUGGUCACACCAAAUGUUGAUUUGAUUUAGAUUUUUCUUCUGUUCGCUCAGUUUGCUUUUUGUUCAUCGAUGAAUAUAAUCUAUUAACAUGUCUAGUUUUGAAAGCAUUCUUACUUUACAGCAUUUUUUCCACACCUGUCUGAAAGUCUGUAUGUAACCAAGAUAUUUUAAUGCACAAAUAUAACAAGACAGUAAAAAAACCACAGAAAUUACUGCGUGUUAACAUGCUGGUGCCCGAGAAGUUGUCUUACUGUGCUGAUAGAUUGAGCAAUACUAAUCCUGUGAGGUCUAAAUGAGAAGAAGGACAACAGGGAAAGUGUGCAAGCAGAAAGACUUUCUUGUAUGGUGUCACUGUGCUGCCUUUAUAGAUGGGUCAGGCACUGUGGAGGCUGCCUCCCAGACAACAGCAGCAGCUUCAGGAAGAGCUUGCCGACCGACUGGCUGACCAAGCGGGAGGUCGAGAGCAAGGGAGGGAUGGAUGUCCCCAGAGAAGAGCUCCUCAGCACUGUUACGGCCCCGACAUCUACCAUCUACUCAGAACACGCAUGGGAGGUAAAGAACAUCAUGGUUUUAUAGAUUUGGAGAUGUUGCCACCUGAAUUAGGCAUCACCAUAUUGUCUUAUCUGAAUGCUACUGAUCUGUGCCUGGCCGGCUGUGUGUGGCAGGACCUGGGAAAUGACGAAUACUUAUGGCAGGGGCUGUGUAAGUCCACAUGGGGACACUGCUCCAUCUACAACAGAAGACUUCCUGCUGGUUUCUCAUAUAGAAGACUAUACCUACAACUAGAUGAAGGCAGCCUGACAUUCAAUGCUAACCCACAGGAGGGCAUCAGCUAUUUCAUGUCUAAAGGUAUACUAGUGGAUCAUCCGACCGAGCUGGCUAAGUUCAUCUUUUACACCAGACGGCUCAACUGGAAAAUGCUGAGGAUUUACCUGGAUGAGAGGCGGGAUGUCCUGGAUGAGUUGGUGACCCUCCAUAACUUCAGUAACCAGUUCCUCCCCAAUGCUCUACGGGAUUUCUUCAGACACAUCCACGCGCCCGAGGAGAGAGGAGAGUAUCUGGAAACCCUCAUCACCAAGUUCAGCCACAGGUUUUGUGCCUGUAACCCUGGUCUUGUCCGAGAGCUCGGCCUCAGUCCUGACGCUGUGUAUGUGCUGUGCUACAGUCUGAUCCUGCUGUCCAUCGAUCUGACCAGCCCCCACGUCAAAAACAAAAUGUCCAAGAGGGAGUUUAUCAGGAACACUCGCCGAGCAGCACAUAAUGUCUCGGAUGACUUCGUAGGCCACCUCUAUGACAACAUAUACCUGAUUGGCCACGUGGCCGCGUAGCUUUACCUACCAGCUGUCCAGCAGAAAUCCUCAUACUGCACUGAAGAAUACGAGUUGGUGAUUGACACAUACAUGACAGUAAAGUAUGGAACACUGUAUUAUUAGAUUUUAGAUCAAAGGUGUGAAACACCUGAACUGUCUUUAAAACCAGGUCACUGCAAAGAAGGAGGUUUUAAAGUUGAACCAUGAAGACGAGCUCUGAUACUGCACUGACGGAUGGAAACUACUGAUUGGUGGAGGAGGAGCACCACUGCCCUCAGCCUGUCACAGAUGCCGGGACAGUCAUGCUGAUUUCCUAUUGGACAGGAUUUGCCUCACAUACCCCAGUAGGACAAACGGCUCCAUUCUUGUAGGAAGCGACACGGGACGUUAGACGUGGCUCAAGGCUAGCACAAGAUCACUCACCAUUGUUGCUUGUAGAAUUAGUGUUACUAAUGACGAAGGUACGUCAGUUGACCUUGAUACACUGUCCAGGGGUAACAACCAGAAUGUCCAAGUGUCAAGAUUCAACUAAGCCUGGUUUUCUCUGGCACAUACUAGUUUAUUUAUUGUUUCAUUUUACGAGUAAGACGAACAAGACGACAACACGUUGGGCCUCGUGUGUGUGAACAUUUUCGUAUUCUUAUCUCCUACUUUUUUCAUUGAGGUGUGCUUGUAUGAGUGUUCCAAGUCAGAGUCACUAAGCUUGAUCAACUGCACCUAACAAACGUAACGUAAAUCGCUCGCUUCAGCUUCAUGAAUGUCACCUGUUCAUGAUGCGCUUGUGAGAUUUGAUCAUUUGACAGAAAUAAAGAGGGAAUAGUUUGACAUAAAGUUAGGCCCAUGACUAAGACGAGAGAAUACGUGAGAAUAUUACAGCCUCUGUGCAACCGAGAAUGAUACUGGACAGUGACCUGCAUACAUUUUCAAAUGCAGAAGUUCCUGUGCCAAAAUGUGCCAAUAAAAAGUACAAAAUCUAAAACACCUUUCAGUAAAUUGGCAAGUCAUGUGAGAAUAUGGUGGAUAACAAAAUAUUAUUCUUGCGUUACGUUUGUUUUAGUUGUGUAUUUUAUUUUAGUUCUUUUCUGUCUCAUCGUUGAACCCCAGAUUGAUUGAGAUUAUUGCAUCAUAAUUCUGAAAGUGAAAGUGUUUUUGUCACCCAGUGGAGAAGGUUAGACAUGACUUGUCCGACAGGUCUGGAGCGAUUGUGAAGUUAAUUUGUAUCUAAGAGAAAGUUCUAGAGACUGGUGAACACCACAAAUGUGAAAUUAUUUAAAGGUCCCAUAUUAUACUCAUUUUCAGGUUCAUACUUUUAUUUUGGAUGUGUCUUCCGGCUGCUCUGCCUCAACUUUCAGUGAUUUACGGAGAUCCUGAUUGACAGAUUUACAGCUUUACUUGUUGUUAGCAGUUACUUUAGCUACUGACUACUGCUAAUGGUGGCUAGUUAGCUCAGUUAGCCAUGCAGCUAUCCAUCCUAUUAACUUACUCUGCGCGGACUGGAAGCUUGGCGCUCCGGGGGUAUGUUGGUGUUUACACCUCUGUUAGUAUGGGAGCUUUUUACUGCUGGGUGCGCCCAGUUCAGGCAGAGUCAGCUGAUAAUGGCAGCUACAGUUAGCAGUAGCUAACAGCUACUGUAGCGAUAGCAACAAGUAAAGCUGUCUGUCCAUCAGGAAAUUCCUUAAAAAACAGAGAGUUGAGGCUGGAGAAGGUCCGAUGCUGUACAGAUCUGUUCAUGACAUCGUUAAGGGAACCAAAAUGAAACCGCAUGUUGGCGCACACAUUUACUGAAAGACUGAGCAGGAGUAAAGGAGAGGAUUUUUUUUUAAUUCAGCUGAAAAUAUUUUGCAUAAUAUGGGACCUUUUUAACAUGCAUGAAUUCAAAUGGAUUGUUGCAUAAUACAUUUGAUGGACAUGCAGGUAAAAAGCAAAGUAAAAUGCACAUUCUCCGUGUUGUAGGAACCAACUAGCUGACUUUUGUGCGACCUUUAGUCCAGAUAAUGAUGAUGAAGAUUAUUGAAACUGAAUGUAUUAAAACUGUUUCUUAUACAUGACAUUAGGGAAGAAUUUAAUCAUACUGCUUUGGGGUGACGAGCUUUUUGUGCAGCAGAUAGAGCACAGCAGCGUCUACAGUAUGUGAUGCUGCUUUAUGAAGGAAAUAGUAGAAGUCAGGGUUCGGUGAUGGACCUGACUCUAAUUCUGGCAUCAUUAUCAAGUGUAGAGAAAGAUAAUGUCUGCAAUUUUUAGCUUUUGAAUUGUCCUGGAAGGAUUAAACCACUGGCUGAGGUUCAUGAAGUUAUUGUGUUUUAAAACUAAUACUGAUAUAAUUUUUAUAUUUUUGCACAAUGCACAUGUAUUUACCGCAGUUGCCACAGGUUUAGCUGUAGUCGUAGGCCUCCAUUGUUUUUUAAACUCCCUGGAAAAACAACCCAGUGAAAGUUUUCUUAUUUAACAGUAUAUAGUAUUUUUCAAAUAGUGGAAGCUUAUUAUUCUUAACAGGGGCAACAAGCCAGAAGAGAAGAUGUGGUGGCUGACAGGCACUCCAGUGGUGUACAAACGACUUCAGUCAGAACAUAUUGAUGAUCUCAAAUAUUCAAAGACAUUAAAUAUUUCCAGCUGUUGCUUUUUAAAAGUAAAUCAACUGAAUAAUGCCCAUCAGACCUGAAUGCAGGACGAAAGUCUCUUCUACCCAUGAGUCCCAGCGGCUAACAUGUAGCUGUGACAGUGAUUGUGGAAUGGAACCAUAGCAACAGCCAUGAUGACACAGUUUGUUAAAUUGAGGGGGUUUAUAUUAUAACCUAGAUAGCUAGUUGCAAUACCAAUCAACAUUUAUUUCUUUUUUGAUUUGUUUUGUAUCUAUAUAGAUUUUGUUUAAAAAGUCUCUUCAUUAGUGAGUUCAGAAUUUAUUUUAAUUAAUAAAUAAUGUUAUUGGGGAUUCCUCAUUGCUGAUGAUGCACACAGAUCAAGAACUUUAUCUUCAUUGUUUUCUUUAAAAUUGUGAAGGUAAUAAACUUCCUGUAGUGUGAUUUUGUCUUUAUAGUUACCAGAAUACUUUAUGACUGACAAAAUGUACUGAGAAAUUGUUCCAAAUAUUUGACUUAUUAAAUCUGUGCUUGAUUUUAUAGACAUGUUUUAACCACCUACAGCUGUACAGCGUAACACUCGUUUUAUUUGAUCCUCUCUAAAUUUAAACAGUUCAAUUCAUUGUUCAGUGAUAGAUGUGGUUCUCCUUCCCCACGAGAUGAAGGUGAAGGUGUUUCCUUCCUCUCUCUCUCUACUGCUUGUGGCUGGAGGACUGCGAUGGCACCCAGUCACAUUACUGUUUCAUGUGGUUUGUCAGCUAACAGUUAAAUAAAGUAUUUGCAUAAACAAGCAAAUAAAUAAUAAUCAAUCUAG
This is a messenger RNA of Micropterus salmoides (largemouth bass), 6644 nucleotides long. It is a transcript of the gene fbxo8, whose product is annotated as F-box protein 8. NCBI's taxonomy places the organism in Eukaryota, Metazoa, Chordata, Actinopteri, Centrarchiformes, Centrarchidae. Gene Ontology annotation, molecular function: guanyl-nucleotide exchange factor activity; protein binding. Bases 2313 to 3272 code for a protein of 319 amino acids. The transcript is spliced from 7 exons. Gene Ontology annotation, biological process: regulation of ARF protein signal transduction. The record is from RefSeq and is a predicted model, not a curated record.